AUGUGUACUUUUUAUGAAGGUGUAAGUUCUGGUGUUGGGUUAUGCUUAUGCCAAGAAUUAUUAUUAAGAGGUGAAAAGGUUGUUGGAACAUCUAGAGGGAAUGUAUUCUCCCCGACAAUAUCAAAUCACGAAAAUUUUUUAGGUUUACAGGUUGAUAUUACAAAUUCUCAAUCUGUUCAAAAUUCAAUUGAUAAUACAAUAAAACAUUUUGGUAUUUUAACACAUGUAGUAAAUAAUGCAGGAUAUGGAAAAAUUGGUACAAUUGAAGAAGUAUCUGAUGAAGAGGCCAGAAAAUUAAUGGAUGUACUAUAUUUUGGACCAUUAAAUAUUUUAAGAUCAGUGUUACCCAUUUUUCGAAAUCAAAGAAAUGGUUACAUUUUUAAUGUAUGUUCAAUUGCAGGUUUUAAACCUCCUUCUAGGCUAGGAAAUUAUUCAUCAUGUAAAGCUGCACUUUCUGCUGUGACUGAAGCACUUGCAAUCGAUGUAAAACCAUUUAAUAUUAAAGUAUCAUCAAUAGUUUUAGGAUUUAUUGUAACUGAUUUCCAUGUAAAUAAUUCUUUUUGUAAAAAUCAAUUACCAGAAUAUGAAACAUCAAAAUAUUGGACAGAUUUAUGUAGUGAAGUUUCAAAAAAUUUAUUACCAGGUGACCCUAGAAAGGUGGCUCAAAAAAUAAUUGAAAAUGGUGAUAAAGAAAUUUUACCAUUUAAUAUUUUCAUUGGUCCAGUUGAUACAUUUUCAAUGGCAGAAUCUAAAAUUUCAGAUUUAAAUGAACAAGUAGGCUCACAAAGGAAUAUUUAUUCAAAUGUUGUACUAGAGAAAUAA
Dictyostelium discoideum AX4 is the source of this 822-nucleotide messenger RNA. RefSeq names its product short-chain dehydrogenase/reductase family protein. The record is from RefSeq and is a predicted model, not a curated record. NCBI's taxonomy places the organism in Eukaryota, Evosea, Eumycetozoa, Dictyosteliales, Dictyosteliaceae. The coding region runs from base 1 to 822 and encodes 273 amino acids. The transcript is spliced from 3 exons.